Molecule: messenger RNA, 1409 nt
Organism: Oncorhynchus tshawytscha (Chinook salmon)
Lineage: Eukaryota; Metazoa; Chordata; Actinopteri; Salmoniformes; Salmonidae
Product: actinia tenebrosa protease inhibitors
Molecular function (GO): serine-type endopeptidase inhibitor activity
Source: RefSeq, a predicted model, not a curated record
CUAUGAUGCAGAUCAAAACAUUAAUCAGGUCGUUCCUACUUCGGGUUUGUAUGGAAAUGAGCCAUUAUAGCCCGCCCCUCGAGCCGCUUUGGAAAGCGUUUACAAGAGUAUAAAUGGCUGUACUGAUGGUGCGAAAAGUUAGAAGAGUUAAGGAGAAUUGAACUUGGGGAAAAUCUACAACAAUGGAGCUCAAUUCAUAUUUUCUGAUCCUUUCAUGCUCUUUUUGUUACGUCGUUGCAUUUUCAACGAAACAAGAGGUGUGUCUACUUCAAGUAGAUGAGGGACCUUGCAAAGUAUAUCUCCAACGUUACUACUACAAUACUUUCACUCAACAAUGCGAAGAGUUUGUCUAUGGAGGCUGCCAAGGGAAUGCAAACAACUUCAAGAGUUUUCUGGCGUGUGAGAUAGCAUGUUUUGGAAUACCAAAGGUCCCCCAGAUCUGCACGUUCCAGAAAGAGGCGGGUCCCUGUGAGGCCUAUAUGCCGAGCUACUUCUUCAACAUGAUCACCAUGCAGUGUGAGCAGUUCAUCUACGGAGGCUGCCAUGGCAACGCGAACCGCUUUCAGGACCAGUUGUCUUGCAUGGAGUACUGUAGACCACAAUCUACUCCUGUGCUCUGCCUGGAUCCCCUGGAUAAAGGAGGAUGUGCUGCAUCUAUACCGCGCUACUACUACAACUCAGCCUCCAGGAUGUGUGAGGCAGUUCAUCUAUUCAGGUUGUGGAGGAAGCAGCAGCAACUUUAUAUCCAGACAAGCUGCAUGGACAUCUGUGCUAAAUGGGGAAAAUCUACAACAAUGGAGCUCAAUUCAUUGAUUUUUCUGAUCCUUUCAUGCUCUUUUUGUUACGUCGUUGCAUUUUCAACGAAACAAGAGGUGUGUCUACUUCAAGUAGAUGAGGGACCUUGCAAAGUAUAUCUCCAACGUUACUACUACAAUACUUUCACUCAACAAUGCGAAGAGUUUGUCUAUGGAGGCUGCCAAGGGAAUGCAAACAACUUCAAGAGUUUUCUGGCGUGUGAGAUAGCAUGUUUUGGAAUACCAAAGGUCCCCCAGAUCUGCACGUUCCAGAAAGAGGCGGGUCCCUGUGAGGCCUAUAUGCCGAGCUACUUCUUCAACAUGAUCACCAUGCAGUGUGAGCAGUUCAUCUACGGAGGCUGCCAUGGCAACGCGAACCGCUUUCAGGACCAGUUGUCUUGCAUGGAGUACUGUAGACCACAAUCUACUCCUGUGCUCUGCCUGGAUCCCCUGGAUAAAGGAGGAUGUGCUGCAUCUAUACCGCGCUACUACUACAACUCAGCCUCCAGGAUGUGUGAGCAGUUCAUCUAUUCAGGUUGUGGAGGAAGCAGCAACAACUUUAUAUCCAGACAAAGCUGCAUGGACAUCUGUGCUAAAGCUGGGAAACCAUUUUGA